AUGAUGUGCCACUACCAACUGCGUUCGGACAUCGUGAUUGCGCUGAUGGAUGGCAAGCGUCCUGGAGAUGAUCCUACGCAUGAUGCAAAAGACGACCUUGAAUCGUGCAGUGUCAGAUCCAUACAACCUCAAGGAUCCUCGUUUGAAGAAGAUGAGGUUGAUUCGCACAACGAUGAGGAGGAUGCCGUUGCCAUGCUGGAUUGGAUUGCUGGCGUCGGUGUGGGGCAUGGACAUCAGGACGGUGGUGGAGAAGUCGAGCGUGUGCUGGCUGAGCUGGGGGGCAGCAACAUUGAGAGUGCUCCCUUUCUUGGUUCUUUGCAUGAGAGCCACGAGGGGGCCAACGAGUUGGAACAAGAAAUGCCACCUCUUACUGGCACGUUGAGGACAGGACAACUGGCAACCCAGGAUUCCAGCGGCCUCUCGCUCGACAGCUUCCUCUCUGGUCAAGUGGAGGCUCCUCCUCACGAAGGAGAUCAGACUAAAGUUCGCAAAGGUGAUGCAACGGAUUGCGAGGCGAAGCCUCAUAUGCCUGGUUCAGCCAUACAAACGAGUGGCGAGUGUGCGGAGGCCUCGGAGGAUUUUGGUCCUGUUGCAGCCCAGCUCCUUAUUGAACCUCUGGGUGUUUCCCAGUGGGAUUGUGAUCUGCAAGAUGUCGGCGAGGGACGAUCAGAAGACGGCGAGAAGACAGAACCUCAAGCUCGUGGUAAAGCUGGAACAGAUGGAUAUGUGACUAUCGCGCCAAGGCCCCCGAAUGCAGACACCGAGCCUCUAGUAGCCCCGCCUGUUCCGCCUCUAAAGAGCAUGAGAAACCAGAGUAGAAAGGGAAAGAAAUAUAACAAAGAGGAUGGGCUUGAUAUUCCACGCUGGAUUCUUCCGAAGCAUGUCACCCGGGGAAACAGAAAGCUAGCCGAUGCGACGAGGAAACCGAGGAGACGGAGAAGUUCAGGGGCCUCCACGGUGAGCCGAGACAGUGACAGCAAGAACGAAGGCCGUGACAACUACAACUGCAACCUUUGUGGCGCGAGAUUCAUCGGAGAAAACGAUCAGGACGAGCACUUUUGUCUUUUUGUCAGGAUCCCAAGGAAGCUGCUGCUGAAAGAAGAGCUGAAAGAAAGCAUACCCAAGGAUUACGAACUGAUCCUGGACCUAUACAACGACAAGGAUAAAUACAAGAAUGGGAAAAAAGGUUACCCUGGAGAGCACGAAAAGAAUAACAAGCAGGCACUCGCAGAUAGGGAGCCCAUCAACAAGUUCAUCAAAGACGUCUCUUUGCUUAAGUUGGAUGUAGAAGAGAUGUUGCGUCGAGCCAAGAAGGAGGGGGUCGAACCCAUCCAGCGAACGUUCGAGAGAACAGAUUCUGAUGUGCCGAGCAACGACCCGACUGGCAGAUUUGAAGACGUAAAGAUGGGGGAAACCUAUGUACAGCGCUCCUCGGAUGCGGACGAGCCUGACGACGUCAAGUUAGGCCCUGUAUCUUCAUCAGAGGUCAACCAGGAGGUCGGACCAUCACAGGUGGGCUUAUAG
Seminavis robusta is the source of this 1524-nucleotide messenger RNA. The record is from the annotation of a GenBank genome assembly. NCBI's taxonomy places the organism in Eukaryota, Bacillariophyta, Bacillariophyceae, Naviculales, Naviculaceae.